AUGUUUUCCAAUUUACUGGAUAGAAUGGGCGCAUCGUCUCGCUCUUCUAGUAAGCACGAAAUAACGCGUGCCCCUUCAUCGGAAUCAAUCGAUACUUCAAUCACUGUCGACGACACCUCAAACUUAAAUUCCUCUACAUCUACACCUCCAACAAGCAUUGGAGACAAUGUUAGUGUCACUUCUGCCACCGGCAAGCCCGAGCCCAUUGUCGACGAGGCAUCAAUUGCACCCGAACACACAGACAGACGAAGUCAGCGAGCACGCGCAAAGGUCGGAACUUACAAUGCUAAGAUUCUUGCCGGCACAGCCGUACACACCCCCAAGAAAUUUUUAAAGGACAAAAGCGCUCCAGAUAAUGAAGCACGGCGAAAAACUAUAUCAGGCGGCGAAUUGGCUGAUGCAUUGGGUCCGGUAAGUGCGUCUGCAGGCACUGUAGGAAAGAAUGCACAAAAAUUGGUCAGUGAGGGAAUUGAUGCUCUGGACUUGUCUUGGUCAGUCAAGAAAUUGCCUAAGUCAGCCAGCAAAAUCAAUCACAAAAGCCCUAAAAGUACUGCUGCUAAGAAGGAGGAUCUUUCUCGAAGAAAGUCUUUACGAUCAACACCUGGCGAGAAGGCGGAUGGGCCCACGAAGAAGAUUAGCUUACUAGGAAAGAGGGAUCGAAAGGAAAUGGAAGGAGGUCUUCAGAAGGCAAAGCGGGAGCUCAGAAACCUCGCAGACACGAAGGAGUUUGCAAAAAUCGAAACAGAGCCCGUCGUGUUGGAAGUCUGGAGUAACGGAAAGCUGGUGAAAAAGGAGUCGGCAAGGAAGAAGAAGAAGGCAGAGGAGGCCCAAUCUCAAGUCUCCGAGCCGGAGCCUACCAAGACCCCAGCAAAGAAAGUAGCGCAAGGUAGAAAAGAGAAAGCUUGGUUGACGAAGGGACUCUACGCGGGACAGGAUCCGGCCAAUCUUGACUGGUUCAAAUCUUCUGGAAAUACAAAGUCGGCUUUUAAGUGGACUGGGAAGCCAAACAAAGCCCUGCCCUUACCCUUGUGGAAUGGCCAAAGAUUACUACACGUUGGAAGAGAUUUUAAACUGCCUUUUGACAUUUGUGCUCCACUCCCACCAGGACAGCCUAAACCUACCGAGUGGUACAAGACUUCUCAUAAUCGAUUCAUUGGAGAAGCUGGUUCAAUGUGGAAGAAGUCAAGCUUGUUUGAUAGUUUCUUCUCCAAGUGUAUCUGUAAACCCGAUGCAGGGUGUGACGAAGAUUGUCAGAAUAGAAUCAUGCUUUACGAGUGCGAUGAUACCAAUUGUGGCGCAGGACGAGACAGUUGCACCAACCGUGCAUUCGCUGAACUCUUUAACCGUCGCAAAGGCAACUCGUUCCGAAAAGGUGGCAACAAGUAUGAGAUUGGCGUUGAAGUUAUCAAAACAGCUGAUCGUGGCUACGGAGUUCGAAGUAAUCGCUGCUUCAACGCAAACCAAAUUAUCGUUGAGUAUACAGGGGAGAUCAUCACUGAAGACGAAUGUGACAGACGUAUGAAUGAGGACUAUAAAGAUAAUGAUUGUUAUUACCUAAUGUCAUUUGAUCAGAACAUGAUCAUUGAUGCGACCAGGGGUAGCAUUGCUAGAUUUGUUAACCAUUCCUGCAGACCAAACUGCAGAAUGGUGAAGUGGAUUGUGGAGGGCAAGCCGCGAAUGGCUCUGUUCGCUGGCGAUAAUCCCAUUAUGACUGGUGAUGAGCUCACCUAUGACUACAAUUUCGAUCCAUUUUCGGCCAAAAAUGUUCAAGCGUGUCGCUGUGGCAGUGACAAUUGUCGCGGUGUAUUGGGACCUCGACCAAAGGACCAAAAAGUCAUCAAGGCCACCACCAUUAAAGACGUUGUUAAAGCUGGUCUUAAGGCCGGCAAGCGAAAGCUUCAACAGAUGAUUGGUGAUGACGAAGACGACGAAGACGUACAGGUUCAAAAGAAGCGAAAGACGAAGACGGCCACAGGAGUCAAAUCAUCCAUAUCUAAAGCUACCACAAAUGUUGCAAAAACAGUCAAGAAAACAGUCUCUUCACAACUUUCGAACGCUCGCCAUGUAGUUGGCUCUAGCAAGAAAACAAUCAACGUUAGCCAAGCCACAGCCGGCUCACUCAAAACAUAUGGAAAGAAGCAGAUGAAGCUCUCUUCAAGCAGCACAAAUUUAACUAUCGUUUCGCCAGAGAAAAGUCUCAAGGGCAAAGAAACGAGGAGAGAAAGUAUGACGAAAAGUAUAGCACCAAGUAGGCGUUCUACUAGACGAUCCAGCGAGUUUGAUGAUGCCAAUGAGAGUACGAUUCGAGUUGUCACUAACUUUGAAGAGGAAGAAGAAGAAGAUUAA
Molecule: messenger RNA, 2346 nt
Organism: Botrytis deweyae
Lineage: Eukaryota; Fungi; Ascomycota; Leotiomycetes; Helotiales; Sclerotiniaceae
Exons: 3
Coding region: 1-2346 (781 amino acids)
Biological process (GO): regulation of DNA-templated transcription
Cellular component (GO): nucleus; chromatin
Molecular function (GO): protein binding; histone H3K36 methyltransferase activity
Source: RefSeq, a predicted model, not a curated record